AUGUUGAAUCAAAGGAAAUAUAUACCGGAUCUUCUUAAGUAUCAGAAUUUGGAGAAUUGCAAUCCUGCUCUUUUUCCUAUGAGCAUAGGUAUGAAGCUUAGUCAGGAUGAUGGGGUUUUGCUUUCAGAUCCAGAGGUUUAUAUUAGAUCAUCCCAUUUGACUGAUGCAAUACAUGUUCUCAAAUACUUGAAAGGCACUCUCAAUCAUGGUUUGUUCUAUCCUGCUAAUUCUGAAUUCAGAUUGAGUGCCUAUAGUGACGCUGAUUGGGGCACAUGUGCUGAUACUGCAAGGUCUUUGACUAGCUAUUGUGUCUUUCUUGGGAAUGCCCUGGUCUCUUGGAAAACAAAGAAGCAGAAAGCAGUUUCCAAGAGUUCUACAGAAGCAGAGUAUGGAAGUAUGAGUCACACAACUUAUGAAUUAGUUUGGUUGGAAAGAUUAUUGCAUAAGUUAUCAUCAGUUGAAGUUCCAACUCCUAUUUUUCUGUAUUGUGACAACAUUUCUGCUUAG
Molecule: messenger RNA, 507 nt
Organism: Chenopodium quinoa (quinoa)
Lineage: Eukaryota; Viridiplantae; Streptophyta; Magnoliopsida; Caryophyllales; Amaranthaceae
Exons: 2
Coding region: 1-507 (168 amino acids)
Source: RefSeq, a predicted model, not a curated record